AUCUACCUAUUGGUCAGCCACAACAAUAACAUAUGAGAAAGUUCUCCGAAGUGAAUAAUUGUUAAUACGACUACAAGAGAUUGUUAUACCGUAGCGUCUUUACUUCUUUCACCUUGUCAACAUCCUCGACCUUUAGAAAUGUCCGAAUAACAUCUCCACACCACAACCCCAGAUUGAAGAGAUGUCUCGAAGUAUUUUGAUCCUUGUUUUCAUCAUCACCAUUUGUUUUGCAAACAACGUUACCUCCAAAAAGAUUGCGCUUACUGGCUUCAAGCAUAAGAAUCCUUCUCCAACCAAAACUUUCAUUUCGUCAAGCAUCAAAGUCUCCACGAGAGCACCUGCGCCCACUACCCCUCCACAAAAACCGGACUUUCCGACAUUUCAUGUGGUCAAACGAGUGACAGUGGCCGAAUCAUGCGGCAACUAUCAAAUUCCGAAUUUUGAUCUCGAAUUAUACCCCAGAGAUGUCUGUCUGGUCGACGAGAAUGGAUUGAUGUUUGGAACUUGCCAAACUGGUAUUUCAGAUCCGAGGAGUUGUGGUUGGGCAGGGGUCUGCGUCGACAAGCAUGCUUGUACAAGUAGUUGUGGAAGGACAUCAGUUCCAAAUAUAGGUGUUACAACUUGCGGUGAUAAUAAGGAUGGGAACGACUAUUGUGCCAUGUGGUAUCUCGUUUCGGAUACAUAUAUCUAUACAUCCAUCACAUGUAGUGAUAAACAGAGCUGGAAAACUUGGGAUGCCACUUUGGUCACACCGAUUUCUGUAGAUCUCGCCACCAAUUUUCAAACCACCACAGCAACGUCGAAAACUUCAAAAACGUCGGCAACGCCAAUACCUACAAUGUCAUCAAAAAGUUCAAGCACACUGACCAUCUCAAUUGGAAGCCCAAGCGGCGAAGGUAACAGCACCGUCGAUACAGGUUCUCCAGAUAGCAAUCACUCCCUAGGUGCCAUCAUCGGUGGAAUUUUGGGUGGAAUUGGUGCUGUCUCAAUUUUGGGGUUUCUUGCCUGGUUCUUUCAUCAUCGCAGAGAGUCAAAGAAAAGAGCCAGCAGAGCACUUGCAUACGAUCCUGGACAUUCUUCCUCUGAAGUUCAUGACUUGCCCAAUGCAAUGAGUGCGACUCAAGCGGAGUCUGCUCAUCACUCCGUAAGGUCGUCGAAGCCCCCCGGAAGCCCUAACCAAGGAUAUGUCCCGACGGGAUAUACGGAUAGUCCAUUUGGUAGUCCGGGUGUUGAUAAUGGUAGUAUACAUACCGGUGGAAUACUGACUCCAAGCGCUAUCAGUCCAAGCAUGAGUCCGAGUUUCAUGGCACCGGGUGACGCACAAAGCAUGCAUAGCGCCUAUGCUGACCGGCCUUUGUAUGAAAUGCAUGCGGAUCAAAUUGUUCAUGAGAUGCCUGCCGAUCCCAUCGGACCUAGAGAGUUACCAGCAUGAAGGUCAAGCGAUUUUUGACUAUGCAUCGUCUACGGAGUUGGGGAUCAUUGCAAUGGGGGGUUUGAAGGGUGCACUGCACAUAUGGCGUUAUUCGGAAGUUGGAGCUUGUCAAUGGGUCGAGCGUUUCGAAGAAUCAUAUUUGGAGUUUUCUAGGGCUGCUAAUUUCAUGACGGGAGGGAAAUGGACAUACAAUUUCGUUUUGACAUGGUUUCGAAGAUAGGGGAUAAUAGAUUCGUAGGUAAUUAUCGGAAUUUAUUCAGGGUCACUCAGAGUCUUCUCCUUAGAGUUGCCUCGUUGGGUAAUCCUAUGAUAUAGAUUUCAGAUUUCCUAGUUAAUUAGAUCACACAAAACGAGGAAUAAUUAGGGUUUAUAAACUCAAAGGGUAAUAACUUCACGUACAAUUUUAAGCUCACUUGUUUC
Molecule: messenger RNA, 1852 nt
Organism: Botrytis byssoidea
Lineage: Eukaryota; Fungi; Ascomycota; Leotiomycetes; Helotiales; Sclerotiniaceae
Exons: 2
Coding region: 182-1432 (416 amino acids)
Source: RefSeq, a predicted model, not a curated record